Messenger RNA from Aureococcus anophagefferens, 3489 nucleotides. RefSeq lists its product as hypothetical. Bases 1 to 3489 code for a protein of 1162 amino acids. Lineage: Eukaryota; Pelagophyceae; Pelagomonadales; Pelagomonadaceae. The record is from RefSeq and is a predicted model, not a curated record. The transcript has 5 exons.
AUGAUGCUCCUCCCAUUCGCGCUCAUCACCUUGGCAGCAGCGGACGCGACCCUCGGCGUCGCGGAGUCGCUGCGCGGCGGCGUCUGGCGCGAGGCGCUCAAGGACUACGCAUCGAUCGCGCGCGAGGAGCGCAAGAAGGGCGCCAAGGGCAAGUACGUCGUCGCCUUCGCCGACGACUACGGGCUGGGCAACCGCGUCAACGUCGUCGUCAGCUCCCUAGCGCUGGCCGUGGCGAGCGGGCGGGCGCUCGCCAUCGUCUGGCCGCGCGUCGACUGCCGGCACUCGCACCGGGAGAACUGCGACCCGACGUCCGUCGACGACCUCUUCGUCGAAGCGAACGUGAGCUGGGGUUUGAACAAGCACAUCGCGCCGCACGUCGUCAAGUGCCGCGACGACCGCGACCGCAAGCGCAAGACGCUGGACCGCUGGGCCAUGGCGGACCCGAACGACCGGAAGACGGCCGACCACUACCGGAAACUCGACUUCGACGCGUCCUGGCGCGGGGACGACCGCGUGCUGUGCACCUACGGCUAUUUCUACUGGGGCUGGGCGCUCGCAUCUCCGCGGUCGCUGGAACCUGCACCCGACGAAGGGCGGGUCGCCGACUGGCUGCUCGCGCCGUCGCGCGCGGUCGCGAAGCGCGUCCACGCCAUCCUCGGGAAGGAGACGUGCGACGUCGGCGUGCACCUGCGGCGCGCCGACGACCGCGUGCGAGGCGCGAACGUCUUCAACCCGAAGUGGGUCGCGGUCCUGGAGGCGCAGCUCGACGCGUUACCGCGCGACGCGCGCGUCUUCAUCGCCGCGGACCACGAGUCGGCCCACACCAAGGUCAAGCUCGUCGACGUCGUGCGGUCCCGCGGCGGCGCGCUCCUAGGCACGGACAAGGCGACGGCGAACCGCGACAGCGACGGCGGCAUCUACGACGCCCUGGCGGAGAACUACGCGCUGUCGUCGUGCGGCGAGCUCCUGCCGCGGGGCACGGGCGCGUCGACGUUCCACGACAUGGCCGUGGCCCGCGCGGCCUUCGAGCAGGCCUGGAACGACUCGCGGACGGCGGCGUUCGCCGCGCGGCACAAGGACCACCCCGCGCGGCCGCUCAUCAGCCCGGCGCUUUGCGCGGACCUCCAGCCGCCGGAGAACCGGAGUACUAGUGUAAAUACAAGAACGAUGGCUGGCUUCCGACACGUCCUCCUCGCCACGCUCGCUUCCCAUGUCGCCGGCGAGCCGGACAAGUUCCCGCCCUGGAACCCGGCGCCCAUCACACUCGCGAAGCUUAACAUCGACGAGGCGUCGGUCUCCGUCGCGGGCUGCUCCCACGCCGGGGACUUUGCGCACCAGUUCCACGUCGCCUUCAGCCAGACCGUGAAGAACGCCUGCGUCUUCAGCGGGCAGCCCUUCCACUGCGCCGUCCAGGCCUUCCAGGGCGAGGACCAGGUCGUCGCCACGCCCGAGUCGUCCGUGCCGUACUGCGAGGGCUGCGCGGCGGGCAUGACGCUGGCCUAUGACCACUGCAAGAACCACCCGCAGCACGUCGACGUCGGUCGCCUGCCGGACUACCCGAAGCGCGCGUGCGGCCAGAACCCCAUCAACCCGCACCCGCCGCCGGGCUGCAUCGACCUGACCGGGAACUUGUCGGAGAGCCGCGUCUUCCUCUUCCACCCGUCCAUGGACCAGUGCUACCUGGACGGCGCGGUCGCGAACACGGCGGCGCUCUAUUCGAUUCUCGUCGCGGAGCCCCAGAGGACCGUGAAAUUCGUCGACGUCCAGCCGUUCCCGCACUGCCUGCCGCAGAACUCGACGCCCUACUGGGGCAACUCGUCGGAGCCGUCGGGCUACGACGGGCCCGGCGAAUGCCUGAAGCACAUCUACGGCCACGAGACGCCGCUGGCGCCCGUGAAGAAUUGGACGACGGCGCCGGGCGCUUUACAAAACAACACGUACGUCUUCGACCAGCUCGAGUUCAUCGAGCGGGACCCGGACCUCAACGGCACGGGAGUGGGGCCCGCGGGCGCCAUCUAUAUCCCCACGGCCUGCCAGGCCGGCGCGGCCGCGUGCAAGCUGCUCCUGCUCACGAACGGCUGCGGCGGCUCCGUCGCGCCGAAUCUGUCCAGCUCGGACUGGGACUUCGCGCGGUGGGGCGAGUCCAACGACAUCAUCCUGCUCAAGGCCUGCGUCGGCGGCCACGUCGACGUCGACCGCUUCCCGAACAGCUACGAGCUCCAGCGCGGACUUUUAGACGUGUACGGGCAGACGGGCCUCGACUACUCGAAGCAGUUCGCGCCCCACAUGCGCUUCGUCUACGCCGUGCUCCAGCGCGUGCUCCGGCCGGUGGGCAGCCCAUUCGAAAACAUGGAGGCGAAGGGCGAGGCCAAGUCCGAGGCCGGCGGCAAGGCCGAGGGCGGCGGUCCGCCGAACACGGUCGUCAUCAACCUGCUGAACUUCGCCAUGCGCGUCGUCCACGAGGAGAUGGCCGGCUUCUUCGACGACCACUGCUCGCUCUGGGACUACGGCGAGGAGGAGCUCAAGGCCAUCAUGGCCGGCGGCGGCGAGACGCUGGAGCAGCACGCCAUCUUCACCAAGUACCUCGAGCUCAUCAACGGCCACCUCGACGGCUUCGCGCGGUCCGCGGGCUACACGUCCGCCAAGGACGUCUUCGAGGCCGUCGAGGCGGCCGUCGAGCACGACAAGAAGCAGCGGGAGAAGAUGAUGGCGGAGAUGAACACCAUGUUCGCCCAGAUGCGCCUCAAGGUCAAGGAGAAGGAGGCCAAGGCCGAGGAGAAGGAGGGCGCCAAGGGCGGCGACGACGGCGACGACGGCGGCGCCAAGGCCGAGGCCAAGGGCGAGGCCAAGGCGACGGCCCGGGGCAAGGCCGGCGGCCCGGGCCUCACGCUCUUCUCCCAGCCCAUCGGCCUCGAGUACCUCCUCGAUAGCGUGCUGAACCUCGCGGAGUACGAGACGCUGCGCAUGAUGAUGAUCAUGAAGGCGCGGGAGCGGCGCAUGUACCGCCAGCUCGCGGAGCGGGGCGAGCGGCGCCGGCGCCUCGCGGCGGCGCGGCGCGAGGACCUCGUGGCGGGCUGCCCACCGCGCGUCGUCGUGCAGCAGUACGAGGCGCUGAAGGCGCGCCUCGCGGAGAUGACGCCGCACCGGAAGGACCUGCACGAGGAGCUCGACGCGGGCAUGGCGUCGGCGAAGCUCGAGGACGACGCGGACCGCGGCGGCGCCGCCGACGGGACCUGCUACGACUACCCCGUCGACUUCCUCGUCAAGGUGUCGUCGCCGACGGCCGCGGAGGCGUUCAAGGCGACCGCGGAGCGCCUCCGCGAGGACCGCGGCACGCACGUCGCCUACCUCGCGGCCAUCCACGACCACAUCGACGCCAUCCACGACAACAUCGAGCAGUGCAUGCUCGCCGCGCGCCGCGACCCCGUCUCCGGGGGCGCCGCGCCCGCCGCGGACGCCAAGGCGACGCGCGCGGACGCCAAGGGGUGA